Molecule: messenger RNA, 5640 nt
Organism: Podarcis lilfordi (Lilford's wall lizard)
Lineage: Eukaryota; Metazoa; Chordata; Lepidosauria; Squamata; Lacertidae
Source: the annotation of a GenBank genome assembly
AUGGAGAAGAAAAGUUCGCCCAACGAAUCCCUGGGUGCGACCACAGAGACCUCCGGCUGCCACCUGGCUGAGCCUUCUCAUUUCCAGCUCACUUCGAUGCCCUCUGUUCCCAGAGAUACCACUGGAAGAGCUGCUUCCCUUAGCCAGGAAGAGUCGGGGUCCCAGCAGCCUUCCCAGCAGGCCUCCCACAUUUCCUCCUCCUUGCGCAGUGCUCCAUUGCAGGUCCCCGAGCAGCUUUCCGAAGAAAGGCCGCAUGGAACUGGCCGAGGUGCUUCCCUCCCAUCUCUGGAUGAGGUUUCUUCUUCCCAGUGCACCACCCAGGGAAUGGGUCACCAGCAUGCAGCGACGUUCUCUAGCCUGCAGUCUGGGACUAGGAAAAGUGUGAUCUGCUUUGCGGGCAUCUCCUUUGAGAGUGCUCUCCAGGGGACCCAGGCUGUUUCCUCUACCUCUAAGUCUCCAGAGGGGUCUGUCCCAGCUCCGAGCACAGCUGAUCUGGCUAAAGGCGGCCAGGGGCAAGGCCAGGUAAGUCCAGAUUGAGAGGUAUGGAAAGGGCUUUGAGGCUUUGUAAUGCAGCAGCGGCUUAUCAGAACUCACAAGUUAGGAAGUCCUAUGUUAUAGUGCCCAUCUUCUUGUUAUGUCCUGUUGGUGGGGAGAAUCGUGCCGUUUUCCUGUGGGUGGGCAGCCAGCCAGCAGCAGGCUGGCAGGUGGGCCCAGGGAAAUGGCUUUGUUGGGGGGAGCCUCAGAACUCGUCCUCUGCAUGUUUGUUCCCUGUUGCCCCAAAGUGGGAACUGUCUUGCAAUUCAGGCUUGUGGCACACAGGUAGAGAAGGGGAGCCGUUUGUCUCUUCAGAUGCCUGGGAGAAGAGAGCAGUGGGUGGGGGCAGCCUCUGCUCCCCUUCUAGAAAGGAGGCCUUUGCCAACAUGGGUGCAAUUCUGCUCCAUAUGGGGAAAGUGUUUCUCCAUCAUGGACUUGGGGGGAUGCUGCUGCCAGUCAAUAUGGGCUUUGAGGGAUUUUUUUUUUACUGUAGACCUGUUUAUUCUGCUGCAUUUCAAUGUUUGCCUAUUUUCGGACCUAGUUGUAAAGUACCUUGAGAUUCCCACAUAAGAGGUUGCAGGUAAAUACUGUAAAAAUAAUAACUCCCCCCCCCCAUCAUGUCACAAAGUCAAUUGACACAGAGCCUAAAAUAAUGCCAACGAGCUCUUCUACCUGCAAGUGCAACAUCAGCCCUUCAACACAUCAGCAUGAUGUGCAGUUGUCACACGGCUACGACUCAUAAGCCAUGAAUGCAGGUCUGAAUAGUGCCCCUUUGGAAACCCCCACCCUCCAUGCAGAAAAAUAGCAUCUGCCCCUGAAAUCCUUUCAGUAUAAAGUGCAUGAAUGACAGGCAGCUAAAAAACUGUCUCCUCGGCUAUUUGGCUCAUGUGUCUCAUAGAACAAACUCCGUGGACGAAAACAGCCUUGCCAGGAAUGUGAGCCGACUUUAAUCCAGCCUGCCCUGAAAUAUCUCAGAAGUGAAGCAGGAGAAAGAGGCCCAGUUUAUGGCGGUGAGCUGACUUGGUUUUGAGUAGGAGGGUGUGCGCUGCAGGGGACUGGUCUCCUUAUGUGAAUAGGCUGGACUACAAAAUCUCUGGCUGCUCUUAUAUUAUUUUCCUGUAAGGCUGCAGUUAGGUUAGUGAGUGGCAGGCUAUUGCCUGUCUUGUGUAUCAGCAGCACUGUAGAGUCAGGCCAGAUGGCAAAUCCUGAUAGUUGGGGUCGGGAUGCAUAUGGAAUGGGUUGGGGAAAGAGGGGUGGCCACUUCCAAUCUACCAGGAAGCAUUUUUCUGCUGGAGAAGCAGCUUGCACCAGCAAAGGGAGGCAGCACUCCACAGAAAACCUCUCUGUCAUACAAGGAGAUCCUUGGGCUGGGAGGGGGCUGGAAGUGACCAUAUUCCAGAUGAGGGGGAGCAUGAAGCGAGGCUCUGGGCUUUCGUUUCGUGUUGGAAUGGAGAUGUAAAAUCACUUCUUUUGUAUUCAGGUCAGGACAAGAGAUCCACACCUGGAAGCUUGAUGGCAGCUGAAGGGAUCCACGGUGAUCCAGGACAAGCUGCACUUGCUGCUCAGGUAAGGGCAGAAGGAGGCUUACCAGGCGUCCCCGGUUGCCAGAGAGAGUCCCCAGAUUCAGCAAUCUGUCCCCGGCAGAAAUUUGUCCCCGGAACGUCCCCGGAUUUACGCCUGGGGACUUCCUGCGCUGCAACACGGCUGACGCCAUGGCAGCAAGCAGCAUCGGAGGUCCCGACUACAUCCGGGGACAAUAAUUAAAUCCGGGGACAUUCCAGCCAGCCAAUCCGCUGGCUGGGGGGGUGCCCCAACCUUGCUGCAGCCGCCACUGAGGAGAGGGAGAGCCCGACCCGAGAGAGCAGACCCAGAGGAAGGUCUGUCUGCUUUAACGCCUCAUUGCUGAGCAAAAAACAGCGUUCUUGGCCGUUCCUGUGGCGUACACCCCUCCCCCCUUUUCUCCAGCUGGACGGCUUGUCUUUGGGGCGUUGAGGCAAAGCACAGCAGAGGGGAUCCCCUGCCCCCCCCACUUUGUGGGAGAGCUUGCUUGCAGAUAGGGAUAGCGCACGGUUGGAGAUCCUUUUAUUUGUAAUUGCUCUGGUUGCUUAGAAGGGUAGUUGGCGGAUGAAGUUAAUCAAGUCAACUUUAAUCGUUUAACCUGCCAGAAAAAGGGCCAGUUUAAAACAGCGGCUGUCUAGUUCACAGAGUUCCUGAACAAGCAUGCAUGGAAACACCGGUUUCUAUAACAACUGAAAUGUGCUUCAUUUGCAACUAAGUAGAGCCUCUCUGCUAAUGCAGAGCACAAUCCACAGCUCAGGCAAGGCCAUUUAUAUACCCAGAAUCCAGAGCAGCCUUUUCUCCUACUCCUCUGAAGUACCACCACUGCAACACCAGCGCUUGGCCUUCUGGCACCUGCAGGCUAGGGAAAGAGCUCUUUGGCACCCUGGGGUGGAGCUCCUUCUCAGCAAUAGCACUGUCUGCUCAUUCCCAACUUCUUCAACCAGUGCCUCUGUGCCUUCUGUAAAUGUCUGGAGUAAAUGUCUAGCAGGAAGUGUCUGUCCUCUCCAGCAUGUUGAAAUACUGAAGAAGGCGUCCAAUAGCCCUAAGACGGGGGCGGAAACAGUACUUAAGGAUGAUCAAGCAUUGCGUAUGAAGGUCCAGGAGCUUGAAGAAAAACUCCAGGCGUUGCCUGUAAUACUCCAGGAGACCCAAGCCAGAGGUAUUUUUGAGAAUCCUGUCUUCACAAAUUCCGGGGACAUGGCCCUCCCAGUGUUAAGGUGGGGAGGUGGGGUUGGGAGUUUGCAGAUAAGAGUCAAAAGUUAAAAAUGUAAAGGCUAAUGGAAUUCUAUUUAAAAAUCAAAAGUCGCUGUGGUGAUUCAAGUUAUAGUGUCAGACAAAAGGCAAGAUGAAAAAGAAAAGAUAAGGAAGAGAGAAAAGAGAUAGAGAGAAAAAGAAGAAAGAAAGAAAAAGAAAACACAAAAAAUCCUACUGGAAAUGGUUGUUUGUUUGUUCAGAAAAGGGAAGGAAAAGAAAAAAAAAACCAUUGUAAUAAGUAAAUAGAAAAAGGGGGGAGUGGGGAUGGAAAAGUAGAUAUAUAUAUAGAAUUCUUUAAUGAGAAAUUAAAAAAAACUUUUUUUAAAAAAAGAGAAAGUAAUAGUAAUGAAAAUGACUAAAUGAGUAAGAAGUGAAUAGAAAUGGAUGAAUAAUGAGUAAUAAUGUAUUAAUAAAAAAGGGAGGGUUAUGUGUAUAACUAAAGAAGAAGGAGAAGAGAGAGAGUGAGAGAGAGGGGGGGGACAAGAAAAAGGGGCAGUUUGAAUUCUCCUGUGGGACCCCCAGGGCUUGGUGUCGGGUCCCUAGGUCAGGGCUGAGGCGGCGGUUCCAGGAAAAGGGCUCCAGUGGUUCAGGCACCUGGGUUCAUAAGGCUUUAAAAUACUGAUAAGAAAUGGACUGAAAAUAAACUAAAUAACAUAAAGCACUGGCAGGGGAGGGUCCACGCCGGGUUCUUCUAGCCCCCAGCCAGGCCCCGGUGCGCGGUUCCUCUGCUCUUUUGCUCCAGCCGCUGGUGAUAUUGGCUUGGGGUCGGACCUGGGCUGGGUGGGGCAUUCCCUCUGGGCUUCCCUGUCUCUCCCGAUCCCCUCCUAUCGUUCUCUCCCCCCCCCAUGUUACCUGUGGGGGCGCCUUACCAAUACAGUCGUACCUUGGAUCCCAAACGCCUUGCGACUCAAAUGUUUUGACUCCCAAACGCCACAAACCCGGAAGUGAGUGUUCCGGUUUGUGAAUGUUCUUUGGAGCCCAAAUGUCCGACGGGGCUUCCGCGGCUUCGGAUUGAGUGCAGGAAGCUCCUGCAGCCAAUCGGAAGCCGUGCCUUGGUUUCCGAAUGUUUGGGAAGUCAAACGGACUUCUGGAAUGGAUUCCGUUUGACUUCCGAGGUACCACUGUAUAUCUUCUCGGAGCAGGGGCAAUCCCAUUGCCGCCUUCAGUUCUGGUAAAGCUAAGGAUUGCUUGUGCAGAUCUUGAUGCCUUCAAGGCCGAGGCUGUCAUCUGAUGAGACCCAGUACUCCUAUGAGAGAAGCAACCUCUUGUUCCGCUCGGUUCAGGUUACGUCUUUUCAGGUUGCGUCCCGCGGCGACCCGAAAGUAACGGAACGGGUUACUUCCAGGUUUCGCUGCUCGCACAUGUGCAGACGCUCAGAAUGACGUCACGCGCAUGUGCAGAAGCGGCAAAUCGCGACCCACACACGUGCAGACGCGGGUUGUGUUCUGCUCAUGAUGCGAACGGGGCUCCGGAACGGAUCCCGUUCGCAACCAGAGGUACCACUGUAGUUGAAAUGCCUGACUUGUUCAAUGGCUUGUCCAUUUAGGAGCCAUUUCUGCUUCCUGGGCUGUGCCCCCAAUACUACGGCUUUUGUCUUGGAAUAAUUUGUAUUCAAAUCUUUGUUACGACACAGUCUCCCAAAGUUCUUUAGUAAUCGCCUCAUACCCACUUGCGUUUGUGCUAACAACACCGUAUCGUUGGCAUGUAGCAAAAUGGAUACAUUAUGGGAUAAAACUGAAACAGGGAAAUAUCUGGCCAUUUGGGUUCCUUUAUUACAUCAUUUACAUAAAUGUUAAAAAGCAGAAUUUUAGAAAGUAUUUCAAAGUGUUUAAAAUGAUUUAGGAAUUAUAAGGUUAACUUUUUAAAAAAGAUAUUAAAUAAGUUUCAAAAGCCUUUAUGUGUAACUACUGAUGAUGUUGGGGGGUGGGGGGUGGCGGCAGCUGUGGUUGUAAGACUCCCUUAAAACUGAUUUACAGUGCUGGCUCUUGGGGAUUGAAAGGGCACAUAAAAAGGCCUUGCCUCAAAUUAAAGAAAAACCAACAAACCACCCCAGUCAAGCAAUUAAAAAAACCAGCUUGUGGAGCUCAGAUGAACAAGUCCCACUUUGGUGCAACUUGACAAGAAUGACAUGCACAGACGCUCCCUUCUUUUUCUCAGUGAUAGGAGCUCAAAUACAGCAUAUGGUUGCACAUACCAGGCACCAAUUUUAAUGGUGGUUCUUUGGCUUUUCCUUCAGGUGAGGAACACGAGGAGGAGGAGGAGCAGCAGCAGCAGGAGGAGAAGCAAAAAUAA